Alexandromys fortis (reed vole) is the source of this 734-nucleotide messenger RNA. Its product is annotated as histone H2A type 1-E-like. Gene Ontology annotation, biological process: heterochromatin formation. The record is from RefSeq and is a predicted model, not a curated record. The transcript has a single exon. NCBI's taxonomy places the organism in Eukaryota, Metazoa, Chordata, Mammalia, Rodentia, Cricetidae. Gene Ontology annotation, cellular component: nucleosome; chromatin. Gene Ontology annotation, molecular function: protein heterodimerization activity; DNA binding; structural constituent of chromatin. The coding region runs from base 9 to 401 and encodes 130 amino acids.
UUUCCAAGAUGUCUGGACGUGGCAAACAGGGCGGCAAGGCUCGCGCCAAGGCCAAGACCCGCUCCUCCCGGGCCGGCCUGCAGUUCCCCGUGGGCCGCGUGCACCGCCUCCUCCGCAAGGGCAACUACGCCGAGCGGGUGGGCGCCGGCGCCCCGGUGUACCUGGCGGCCGUGCUGGAGUACCUGACGGCCGAGAUCCUGGAGCUGGCUGGCAACGCGGCCCGCGACAACAAGAAGACGCGCAUCAUCCCGCGCCACCUGCAGCUGGCCAUCCGCAACGACGAGGAGCUCAACAAGCUGCUGGGCCGCGUGACGAUCGCGCAGGGCGGCGUCCUGCCCAACAUCCAGGCGGUGCUGCUGCCCAAGAAGACCGAGAGCAGCCACAAGGCCAAGGGGAAAUAACUUCCUUUGUUUAGUUCUAACGCAAAUCUAAGGCUCUUUUCAGAGCCACCACAUUUUCUAAAAAGAGGCUUGACAUCUACCUUUGUCAUCAAGUGGAACACAGAUAUGCGGAAACAAACACCACCGUUAUACUCUCAGCAAACUAGGUUCAGUAAAUUAGUUGGAACACUUUCGGUCCCCUAUUUGUGUCCGGACUCGUCUCGUGGCUUUCAAGUACCAAUGUUGCGGGCAUAAUAACAGGAUUAGAGGUGAAACCUGCCAGUCUGGUUCCCAGGGCAGUGCACAAAGCUUACUCCUAUCUAAAGUCUAUAAGGGUACAGUUUCCGAAGGUAG